AUUUCACUCCCAUUUGGUGCAGCCUUAUUCUAAAAUGGAUUAAAUCAUUUUUUUCCCGUCAUCAAUCCAGACGCAAUUACACAUAACAAGGCAAAAAAAAUGUUUUUUAGAAUUGUUUUGGUGGUUUUUUGUAUUCAGACCCUUUCGAUAAAUAUUCAAAAUUGAGCUCAGAUGAGGUAGGGGUUUGUUACUACACGAUAAAUGACAAUAUCAAUCCGGACCUUUGCAACCUAGGAAAUGUGUGUGACUGGACCAUCUCAAGUAGUACUUGAGUAGUUCUGUUAUUUCACUUUGUGAAUCCCAGCAACUUUUGUGAUUUGGUUAAGCACAUUCAUACUCCUGAACGUAUUUGGGCCAUAACAGGUGAAUACAACUAUUUUUUAAAUUAAUUUAUCAAUUUGUAGAAUUGUCUUUUUCACCUUGACAUUAUGGAAUAUUUAGUGUAGUACAGUCAAAGACAGUAUCACCAUUUUAAUAAUUUCAUUCCCACUUUUGUAACGCAACAAAAUAUGCUAUAAUGCAAGUUGCGUGAUCUUUCUGUUUCCAGGUAAAGUAGUGAAGGCCAACGAUGUGAGGUGUGUCCAUAAUGAAGGCAUGCCCAUCCACAAAGACCCUUACGACAGAGGGCAGCUCAUCAUUCAAUUCCAGGUGGAGUUCCCAGAUAAACACUGGCUGCCAGAGCACCUCCUCCCCCGGCUGGAGGCCCUCCUUCCCCCCAGAGAGGAGCUGCUGGUCUCAGACGACAUGGAGGAGGUAGACCUGAAGGAGAUGGAUCGCAGCUACUCUCAACAGAGGAGCGCCAGCAGUGGAGGAGGGAAGCCAAGCUUUGAGGACAUUGACGAUGAUGAGGGGGGAGGCCAUGGCGUGCAGUGCCAGCAGCAGUAGAAUAUAGAAACCUGCACUGAAUGUUGAGUUUGUUCAAUUCAUCUGUUUUUAGAAUCUAUGUAUACAAAAUCACGUCAAACUCAGUUCCUGAAGGACUGGGUUUGACAAAAAGCCUUAUUCAUUAGAGUUCAAAGUCCACUGUUAAAGCGCUGCACUGACAUGCCUACUUUCACAGCAAUGUGAUGUUUUAGGCCGUACAUCCGAGCCAUAUCAGCAGCUGUUUUCCUCCAGGUACUAUUCAACACGUCUGUUUACCUUUUAUACUGAGGGUCAGGUUAGGAGAAUUAGGUUCACCUACGUUAGGGAAAGGGUUGGCUACAAAGAUGUUGUCCUCGACAUGACCACUAGCUGGAGGUGUGGACCUACUCCAUCUUGCCACAAUGGUAGAGUGAUGCUCUGUUUACAUUUCUAUCUAACAUAACACUGUUUUUCUCCAUGUGUUGUGUGUAUUGUUUUAUUUGGUAUGGAUCUGUUCAUGAGAGAUAUACUAGGAGGCACAGAAAACAGACCUGUUGCAUUUCAACUAUUGACUUCGGUCCAUAACUCACCAGAGGAACCUGUAUGCUUUCUAUGAAGGUAAAGUUACCUUCUCACCAACUCUUGAAAUGGAUUGAUUCUUUCACAAAUAAAACCUCUCAAGAAUGCC
Messenger RNA from Salvelinus namaycush (lake trout), 1531 nucleotides. Its product is annotated as dnaJ homolog subfamily A member 4-like. NCBI's taxonomy places the organism in Eukaryota, Metazoa, Chordata, Actinopteri, Salmoniformes, Salmonidae. The transcript has 2 exons. The coding region runs from base 595 to 885 and encodes 96 amino acids. The record is from RefSeq and is a predicted model, not a curated record.